Molecule: messenger RNA, 1717 nt
Organism: Pelobates cultripes (western spadefoot toad)
Lineage: Eukaryota; Metazoa; Chordata; Amphibia; Anura; Pelobatidae
Source: the annotation of a GenBank genome assembly
AUGGGAGAUAGUAGAACUAUUUUCUCGUGUUUUUCAUGUGUACGCUGUGAUGUAAGUAAAAGACUUGAUUUUCUGUAUAAGGUUCCAGUUCUACAUAUUAUUAUCUGAGAGUUUUAUCAUGUUAAAUCCCCAGUGUAGUCUAGGAUGGGGGAGAAAGAGAAUACAGAUGGGACCCUUUAUAUGAUUAUUAAUGGGGAACACUGGGGGGUUACACACAGAUCUAUCAUUUUAUUCUUUCCUCAAUAUUUAACCCUUUCAUGACUCAGUAUUUAAUGUCCCAAACACAGUGACAGCAUAUGGUUACUGUAUCAGUUUUCGUGGUAUGAACCCCUUGCCCUUUAUUCAUUUCAGUUACUGGUAUGUCAUGUGGAAGUAUUAUAGAGUUUUGUUAUUAGGAGGAUUACACAAACAUAUAUCCUGUAUAUGUAUAUAAUAAAUAUAUCAGGAAUGAAAGACAGCACUGAGACACAGGAACAGACACUCAGCACCAGAUCAAUAGAAGCGGGGUCAACCAUAGCAGACAGGACCCAGGGUGCCGACCCCAGAGUCCUCCCAUACCAUCCAGCACAUAGUAACUGGGUGCAAGGUGUUAGUAGGAACAGCACACACUGAGACACGAACACGUUGUGAGCCUUUUCUUCUGGCAAAGAGCAUAUGGGUUUCUGAUUCUUUUUAUUUCUGCCGUUUCAGGUCAGCGAAACACAAGUUAUCGAUGUUAUCGAGCAACGAGCAGGGGAACAUCCAGGUACAUUAAAACACUUUGCGUGUGUGCUAUUAUUAUUAUUAUUACCAUUUAUAUGAUGCCAAUAUAUUCUAUAGCGCUUUACAAUAUUAUGAGAGGGGGGAUUUAACCAUAAAUAAGACAAUUUCAAGAACAUUUACAGGAACAAUAGGUUGAAGAGGACCCUGCUCAAACGAGCUUACAGUCUAUAUAUAGGAUGUGGGGUAUAAAACACAUUAGGACAGGAAAUAGCAACCAAAUAAGGAGGGAGUGAAGCAGAGAGUAGAGUGCUGUCGUAUAUGAGAAUGCAAGAGAUAGGUAUGUAAGGUAGACCAAUCAGGAGAGGGUUACAAUAAUCCAUGCGGGAAAUUACUAGAGCAUGUCCAAGCUCCUUGGUAGCAUCUUACGUAAGAAAGGGGCGGAUGCGGGCUAUGUUUGUAAGAUGGAAUCUACAGGAUUUGGCAACACACUAUAUGUGAGAUUCAAAGGCGAGGCCAGAAUCAAGUAUGACACCAAGACAGCGUGCUUGCAAGGAUGGACUUAUGUGGAUACCACUAACACAUUUAAGUACAUAUGUAAAUGUGUAACCAUAUAUCAUAUCCAUAUCACAUAUCCGACUACACAUCAUUAAGGGACCACACCACACUUGAAAAAAACAGGAAAAGGUAAGAUACAGAGGGAAAGCAUCUAUGAUUCAUUUGUUAUUUCUUACAUUAUUUUUCAAUAAUGUUUGAGUGAAACCUUAUGAGAUGAGUUAUUCCACAAUGGGUGUCAAUUUCCUUUUUACCAUUAAUAUAAUAAAAUAUAGUAAUUUGUCUCCUAGCAACACCUGCUAUAAGCACAUUGGAGAAACGCAUUGAGGAGCUGGGCCACCGUUUUGUGAUCGAGCGUGCCGUGGCUGAAGGAGCCAAACGUGCCAUCAAGGCAUUAGAUCAUGGAAAGCCACUUGUUGAGGUCAGUUAUAAAGUUUAUUCUUUUAGCCAUUUUAUCCCAUGA